UAGAAAGUAGUGGCCAUCACUCGCUUUAAUCUGAGCGUUGCACAUAAUGAAAUGCUUGCGUGCCUGGUUGAACAGAAGUUACGUCUCCUAAUGUAAACUGACUGAAUGCGCAGCGCAGGAAGUAGCUUACAGGAUUAUCAUUGCUCUCUGGUGACUUCUGCACUGUUUUUACACCUUCCUUCUAAAUAAGGAAGCAGCUCGCUAGACAUAUGACCAUGAGACCAAUUUGGGUGCUGUCAAAAACCCCAUCACAUCCCAUGAUCACACAAAGCCAUCCAAUGAAACUGAAUUCCCACCUCACUGGUGGAAUGAAGGCGCACAUCUGAACAACUCGAAGACUUGGCAUUGCAGACCAGGAGCUUCACUUCUUGCUGGAUUGCAGAUUUACUUUUGGGGAGAUGGCGAAACGCGGGUGACGUCACACAGGCGUGGAUGGCUGGAUGGUGAUCUGGGUACACGGCACGGGUGAUAAGGCUACCCUCCGCGGCCGUCGGCGUUGUCAGUUCAGAGAGCCAAGGGGCUGCAAAACAUGGUCAGCGCCACCUCCAUCACAAGCUCCGUUGGUCACUCGCAAUUCUCAACGCUGCUCACGGGCUUUAGUUUCAUGUCCGACACUCUGAUCUGCCUUCCAAAAAUAAGCCACUGCCAACAUGCUAAAGGAAGAAAAAUAAGAAGGGCGGUAUUUUUAGGGCCAUUAAUUUUGACCACGUGCCCAGAAGGUGAACCGGAUGGCCAUUGCGCAAAGGCCGCUCAUCACUAUGUCCUACGAGGCCAGCACUCACUGGACGCUGUAUAGGAUUGUACUUCUGGGGCUGCUACUGGGGAUUGUGUCAUCAUAUCCAAUUCCAAGCAGGACUAAUGGCACUUUGUUGGAGAGAAGAUGGGAAACUCUGCUCUCCAGGUCCAUUCUUGGGAUCUCUGGGGAGAAAUCAGACCUGAACUGGGAAAGCGACUAUUUGCUGGGAAUCAAGCGAGUCAGGAGGCUUUACUGCAAUGUGGGCAUCGGCUUUCACCUUCAGGUCCUCCCAGAUGGAAGGAUAAAUGGUGUACACACUGAAAACCAGUACAGUUUGUUGGAAAUCUCAACAGUCGAACGAGGAGUGGUUAGCUUAUAUGGAGUGAAAAGUGAUUUGUUUGUGGCAAUGAAUAGCAAAGGAAGAUUGUAUGGAACGGCCAUUUUUCAAGAUGAGUGCAAAUUCAAAGAAACCUUGUUACCAAACAACUACAAUGCCUAUGAAUCUUCAGUGUACAGCGGCUCAUACAUCGCAUUAAGUAAACAUGGAAGAGUGAAAAAAGGAAGUAAAGCCUCACCUUCAAUGACAGUGACACAUUUUCUUCCAAGAAUAUAAGGAAAACAUCCAUUUAUUACCUACUAAUUUGCACAUGUGAAUAUUCUCCCAGGUAAAAGAAAAUCACUUCAUCAUAUGUAUAUUUGGUUUGAUCUAUUUGUAUGAGGUCUCUUAUCUAUGCCAUUUGCUGCUUAUUGUUUAUUGUUUAAAAAGGACCGAAUGGUCUCUUCUCAUAUGGGUGCUUGCCAUGACUGCUAAAGAAAUUUUACCCUGCCAUAAGGAUGACAAAUAUCUUUAGCUUUUAGACGUGCAAUGGAUAUUUUUUAUUACCUCAAACGGCAGCCUUCUGCCAGACAAGGAUACAUGAAGACAGGCUCAGUGGAAUUCAGUGCCUUUUAAAACCCUUGGAGGAUGGUAUGGUAUUCAGAAAUUUCCCAGUGCUGUCAUGAAGAAUGCCACUUCAUUUCUGUUUCACCAAACUUAUACUGACAAGGCCUUUGGACUCUUAUUUCAUAGCACUUUUGGAAUCUGAUUAAACAGACCGCACUUAAAAAUCACAUUUUUGGUUGCCAUGUAAUUAAACAGCAAUUUUUAAUUCAGGGUUUGAUACUAUAGGUGCAUCAAAAUAUUGUAUGCCAGGAAUAAAGAGAAAUUGCUGCAAACAAGAUGAGAACAAUGUGUCCUUAAAUACAUAAUGUAUGGUUACAUGCAAAGGCUGCUCUGUGUUACAUUCAGAAUAGUUUUUCUUCUGAUAGAGAACAAAAAAGCUGCUUUUUAUUUAGGAAAGACUUAUGGCACACCAUAUGUACAUCUCAUUGUUUAUAUAACCCUGCAAGAAUGCUAGUCAUGCUUGGUGAAGGCUCCUUCCAAAAUAUCUGAGAAGACUCCUAUUUCGGAUGUCAUUAUAAAUGUCGGUCAAUGGAAGCCUUUAAAUUCUUGUAGUUAUGGGUCCUCUCCCAUUUAAACCAUUUUUAGUCCAAGGUCAGGACUGUGUCCAAGCUAUGCACGUUCUUUUGCUUUAAGGGUUAGCACAGUCAGGUUUGGUCAUAACUAACGAAAGGGAAGUAAACAUAUAAGGAAAGCUGGAUAGAAUUGGAAACACGUAUAAGGUAUAGUGAAGAAGAGUGUAAUGAUAAUGUGGCACAUCUUUGUUAUCUGCUACUUUAAAAACCUGCCUAACAUUUUUCCGACUUUUUAAAGAAUAUAUUGAAGUGAUUUUUUUAAUCUAUAAAGAUAUGGAGAUUAGGCUAACUGGUGACGCUAAAUUGGGCAGAUUUGUGAGGAUAUGUGUGUAGGUGUCUUUGAUACACUCGCACCCCAUCCAGGGUUGACACUUACUUGUGUCUUCUGCUGCCAGGAUAGACUAUGGCUCCAUCAAUAUAACAACAGGAUAAGACUACUUAAGAAAAUAAAUGAGUACAGCACUUCAUUUUAAGUUUGAUGACAUCCAUUAUCCUUAGCACUUACAUUCCCUCAAAAUGAGUCUGUUAAAGAACAGGUUUAAUUUAAGGGAAACGGGAUUUGAAAGUAAAGUGCAUCUUUUGUUGUUUAACCCAUAAAUGGUUAUUUUGAGAAUGCAUUCUGCAAAUAAAUCCUAAGAGGGAACCUUAUGUAUUCUGUUCAUUACUGGUCCCAUCAUAAUAUCCUGGCUGUUCCAUGGGAAAGGGGCAGGGGAUUUUAGUGGGAGCGGUGUGCUGGAGCCUAUCCCAGAAGCAGUAGGAACAAGACAGUACAAACCCUGGACAGGUUGCCUGUCCAUUGCAUGGCAUGUUCGCUGACACAUACACACGGGGCCAAUUUAGAAACACUGAUCAAACCAAUAUACACAUCUUUGGGAUAUAGGAGGAAAACCAGAGUGUCCAGGUACACACUCCACAAGGAAGGUGAAUUGGCAUGGGACUGGGAAACCCAUGGCGCUAUAUCCAUGAAACAGCACUUUGUAACCACUGUGAUACCUUACACUAGUGGUUGUGUAAAUAUGUUCAAUUUUCAUAGCAAGAGAAAGGGACAGAGAAAGAGAAAGUGAGACUGGGGAGAAAAUGGCAGAAUGAAUUAAA
Polypterus senegalus (gray bichir) is the source of this 3346-nucleotide messenger RNA. It is a transcript of the gene fgf6a, whose product is annotated as fibroblast growth factor 6a. The coding region runs from base 729 to 1349 and encodes 206 amino acids. Gene Ontology annotation, molecular function: growth factor activity; fibroblast growth factor receptor binding. Gene Ontology annotation, biological process: fibroblast growth factor receptor signaling pathway; regulation of cell migration; animal organ morphogenesis. The record is from RefSeq and is a predicted model, not a curated record. Gene Ontology annotation, cellular component: cytoplasm. The transcript is spliced from 3 exons. NCBI's taxonomy places the organism in Eukaryota, Metazoa, Chordata, Cladistia, Polypteriformes, Polypteridae.